Molecule: messenger RNA, 706 nt
Organism: Pterocles gutturalis (yellow-throated sandgrouse)
Lineage: Eukaryota; Metazoa; Chordata; Aves; Pterocliformes; Pteroclidae
Gene: PSMB1
Product: proteasome (prosome, macropain) subunit, beta type, 1
Exons: 5
Cellular component (GO): proteasome core complex
Source: RefSeq, a predicted model, not a curated record
GACCGUGUUGGCAAUUGCUGGAGAAGACUUUUCUAUCGUUGCCUCUGACACGCGACUGAGUGAAGGUUAUGCAAUUCACUGCCGGGACAGUCCAAAAUGCUACAAACUAACAGAACAAACGGUCAUUGGAUGCACUGGUUUCCAUGGUGACUGCCUUACCCUUACUAAAAUUAUCGAAGCAAGGUUAAAGAUGUACAAGCAUUCCAACAACAAGACCAUGACUACUGGGGCUAUUGCAGCAAUGCUGUCUACAAUUCUGUAUUCUCGACGUUUCUUUCCUUACUACGUUUACAACAUAAUUGGUGGACUUGAUGAAGAAGGGAAGGGAGCAGUAUAUAGCUUUGAUCCAGUGGGCUCGUACCAGAGAGAUUCUUUCAAAGCAGGUGGAUCUGCAAGUGCCAUGCUGCAGCCCUUGCUUGAUAACCAGAUUGGCUUCAAGAACAUGCAAAAUGUGGAACAUGUGCCUCUGACCCUGGAAAAGGCAUUGCAGCUGGUUAAAGAUGUCUUUAUUUCUGCUGCUGAGAGAGACGUGUACACUGGGGAUGCCCUUAAGAUUUGCAUUGUCACAAAAGAUGGAAUUAAAGAGGAAACUGUCCAAUUACGAAAAGACUAACUCAGUUCACUUAUAAACAUGUAAUCUGUCAUGUACAAUUUACCUGUAUCAUUAAGACAUUUGUCUUAUUAAAUUUUUUUUCAAGAAGUUUAA